AUGCUCCACAACAACAUCAACACCGGUCCGGAUGUUAUUCUUUCUUCAAGCAAGAUCAUAAGGUCUCGCCAAUUCUUAGAAAAGAAGAAGCCGGCCCCCGGUUCUACAGGUGGCGGAAGGAAGAAGUCUACCGCUAAGAAACCGGCUCCGGUAAAGGGCAGGUCCGGAAGCAAGAAGGACAAACAACGGAUGGAAUCUACGGAACCGCCCUCUGAAAUGCGAGAUGAGGACGAUUCGGCCUCCAGCUCAGACCGAACUGCCUCACAUAAUACCGAAGAAAAUGAGUCCGGUAAAGAAAAGGGACCGAUUGAACAGGAACAAUCGGCCAGUAUUGAAACCGGUGCAGACGACCAUGGAGAGGAAGACAUUCCCGAAACCAACGACCAGGAGGUGGCCGAGAAUAUUGUGCGCAGAAUCAUGGAGGAAAUUGAUCUGCAAGCUCACAAGGCAGCCGAAGUAUACAAAAGGUACAGUCCGGGAACACCGAAGUCUCAACUUCAACUCUUGGUGUUGGAUAUCCUUGCGGUCAAGAAAGGAGAAUUUAUCGACGAAGUAGCGCGGCUUGAAGCGGUGCGCGAACAGCAAAAUAUAACGCACUCUCCGCGUCAUGAGGAUGUUGACAGUCAGAACCCAGGUGAUAAGUCUCCUCUAGCGGAUCAGGCCAUAAAUAAAACCGACGACAGGUUAGAGCCUCUUUUCACCGACAAUCUUGAAUCUGAUCAAGUCCGGGAUUCAGAACCGCCCGUCACAGAAGAAAAAUUCAAGUCUCUCAUUCAAGAGUUUGUCAACACCGCGGUUAAGCCGUGGAAGAAGAAAAUUAAGAAAGUCGUGGUUCAAACAAUUAAGAUGGCCGAGACAACAAGGGAUGAUCUUGUGAAGGCAAACGACUGGAUCACAAAGGUCGAAGUCAACUACCGUGACGACUCUGUUUUGUACGACGCUCAUCUUAAGCGAACCGUAGCCUUGGAAGAUACGACCUCAAAGCUGGUGGAUGACUUGGAACGGUUUCAAGGGAAAACCGAGCAACGGCUUACAAAGGUCGAUGAGGACCUGGGGCGGUCAAGCACCGAAGCCGGUUCCACACUUGACAUGGUCACAAGCCUCGAAGAAAAGAAUGCAAGUCUUGCGGAGCGAAACGACAAAAUUGAAGCUGACCUCAAGGCAGUCACCGAACAGGUGAAUGAACUGAUAAAUGCCAAGCUUGCUGUCGAUAAAGCGGUUGAGGAGGCGAACGCUCAGGCGGCGAAAGAACUUCAAGAUGCGUUGGACGAAGAAACGCGGAAAACGAAGGAAGCACCGCGAUUGUGUGAUGCGAAUUUGGCCAAACGCGCACGAAAUCCAAGGCGGCUCCCUCCUCUUCGGUUCCGGCAACACGAAAGAGGAAAGUUUCUGCAAUGA
This is a messenger RNA of Impatiens glandulifera, 1398 nucleotides long. RefSeq lists its product as uncharacterized. NCBI's taxonomy places the organism in Eukaryota, Viridiplantae, Streptophyta, Magnoliopsida, Ericales, Balsaminaceae. The transcript is spliced from 2 exons. Bases 1 to 1398 code for a protein of 465 amino acids. The record is from RefSeq and is a predicted model, not a curated record.